GACGCUGUGGGGGCAAAGGGGCAAAUCAAACGGCUGUCCGCAGCUGUAUCGUGCGGCGGACGCCUAUCAUCGCCCUUAAGUCACGUGCCGCUUCAUCUCUUCUCCUCCUCAGCCCGAGCGACGCACCUCUCGUUCCCCUGAACGCUUCUCCGCCGCCCCUCUUCUCCAUCUGCUCAGCCCUAUAGGCCCCAACUCUGCGUCCCAUCCGGCUCUCCGGUCGCCCGUCUUCUCCAUAUUCUCAGCCCCAGCCGCCCCUACGCCCCAGCCCGACUUCCCCACCCGGCGCGCAUCCGCGCCGCCUCCCCAUUAUCGCAGUUUGGUUCAGCUUGCUUCUGGGCAUAUGGUGUGAUUUGUGAAUUCUUGCCCGAAAGAUGAUUUUGAUAGUCCAAGAACCAAGAUUUAGUGUGAUUUCACAGGGUGUGUUCUGAAUUUUUCUGACACUAUAACCUUGGAUGGAUCAUGGAGGGAGCUUUGUACUAGAGUAAAAUGUCCAAUAUACACCCGAAGUGCAUACCAAUAAGCGUGAGCGCAUGGUCGGAUUGCGCCGUGCCUAUGAGCUAUGACGUGCCGCUUCUCGGGGCGCAAGAGGUCACGCAGCCGGGGAAGGCGCCGCAAGACGACGGCAAUGCCAGCUUCGUGCGAACUUGCCUCAACGGCACCAACGGCUUGGCAGGUGUUGGGCUGUUGUCGAUGCCGUACGCGCUCGCGGAGGGGGGAUGGCUGAGCCUGGCACUGCUCGCCGCCGUGGCCGCCACCUGCUGGUAUACGGGCCUCCUCCUCGGGCGUUGCAUGGCCGCUGACCAGGCAAUCCGGACGUACCCGGACAUCGGUGAGCGCGCCUUCGGCCGCCGGGGACGCCUGGUCGUGUCCGCCUUCAUGUACGCCGAGCUCUACCUCGUCGCCAUUGGCUUCCUCAUCCUCGACGGCGACAACCUCGACAAGCUUUUCCCCGGCGCCAGCGUUCGCAUGGGGCCCGUGUCGCUUGCGGGGAAACAGCUGUUCGUCGUGCUGGUGGCGCUCAUGGUCGCGCCCACGACGUGGCUGCGCAGUCUGGGCGUGCUCGCCUACGUCUCCGCAGCAGGCGUGUUCGCGUCCGUCGCCAUCGUCCUCAGCGUGCUCUGGGCCGCGGCCGUCGACGGCGUCGGGUUCUCUGGGCGAGGCACUACUACGCCAUUGCGGCUCGCCGGCCUCCCCACCGCUCUCGGCCUCUACACCUUCUGCUACUGCACCCACGCGGUGUUCCCGACGCUGUACACAUCCAUGAAGCAAAAAUCUCAGUUCCCAAAGAUGCUAGCGAUAUGCUUCGUGCUGUGCACGCUCAACUACGGCUCAAUGGCCGUGCUGGGGUACCUCAUGUACGGCGACAGCGUGCAGUCCCAGGUGACGCUCAACCUACCGGCGGCGAGGCUCAGCUCCAAGAUCGCCAUAUACACGACGGUGGUAAUGCCUUUCUCAAAGUAUGCGCUGGUGGUCACGCCGAUCGCGGUGGCCAUCGAGGAGAGGUUUCGUGGCGUGGUAGGCGAGGGAGCCGUGGCCUCCGUGGCGGUGAGGACGCUGCUGGUGCUGAGCACGGUGGUAGUCGCGAUCGCGUUGCCCUUCUUCGGGUACCUCAUGGCGCUGGUGGGUUCCCUGCUCAGCGUGUGCGCGUGCAUGCUGCUGCCGUGCCUCUGCUAUGUCAGGAUCUUCGGAGCCACAUCUCUUACGGCUUCGGAGACUGCGGCGAUCAUCGGAAUACUGAUGUUGGGCUUGCUGGUGGCUAUAACAGGGACGUACUCUUCUCUUGUGCAAAUUAUCCACGAGUUGCAACUGGGAGUGUAAAAUGUCCAAUUCUUUUCUUUAGCUUAUCUUUUAGAUGAACUGGUUAAAUGAUAUAUGCAAUUUAAUAGUAUCAGCGAG
This is a messenger RNA of Triticum aestivum (bread wheat), 1896 nucleotides long. Its product is annotated as amino acid transporter AVT1I. Gene Ontology annotation, biological process: amino acid transmembrane transport. Gene Ontology annotation, molecular function: L-amino acid transmembrane transporter activity. The transcript has 4 exons. Bases 487 to 1818 code for a protein of 443 amino acids. NCBI's taxonomy places the organism in Eukaryota, Viridiplantae, Streptophyta, Magnoliopsida, Poales, Poaceae. The record is from RefSeq and is a predicted model, not a curated record. Gene Ontology annotation, cellular component: vacuolar membrane.